Messenger RNA from Epinephelus moara (kelp grouper), 3640 nucleotides. Its product is annotated as choline transporter-like protein 5-A. The coding region runs from base 43 to 2742 and encodes 899 amino acids. The transcript is spliced from 24 exons. Gene Ontology annotation, cellular component: membrane. The record is from RefSeq and is a predicted model, not a curated record. Gene Ontology annotation, molecular function: transmembrane transporter activity. Lineage: Eukaryota; Metazoa; Chordata; Actinopteri; Perciformes; Serranidae. Gene Ontology annotation, biological process: transmembrane transport.
AACGUACGUCUUUUACUUCCACCACCGGCAGCACCGCGCACCAUGGCGCGCCACCGUUACUCCCCGAGCCGCUCAGCCGCCAUACAGAGCGAGACAGCCGCUAGAGCUGCCCCGUACGGUUCCCACUACGGAGAACCACACAGGUUUGAUCCUUCCUUCAGAGGUCCAGUCCGCAGAAGAAGCUGCACUGAUAUUGUAUGUUGUUUGAUUUUCAUCAUUGUCGUCCUCUCAUAUAUGGCCCUGGGGAUAGUGGCUCUCUUUGACUGCCGCCAUCAUCCGUUCGCGUUCCAGGAAUGUUUGAAAUCUCAUAAUGAUAGGUCUCAGAGGACGGUCCUCAUCUGGUAUGGGUUCCAGCAACCGGUGCACUCGCUGAAGUUCAUUUUCAGCCAGCUCCACUCCAAGCACUUCUGCGACCAGCUGCCUGACAUAUUCCUGUGGCUUACCCUCUUCCAGUCGUUCCUUAACGCCGACAAGUCGCAGAUUGAGUCGUCUAUCCCGGUUCGCUGCAUCUUGAUGCUGGAGGUGAAGCUGGUGCAGGUCCUCCUUCAUCAUGCUGACCAGCUUGGCACUGCUGACCUUCCCCAUGUCAUUGCCGCCACAGUGGAUGAAGAGGACAUCUGGUGCUGCUCUUCCUCGCAGGGAGUGGGAAAAGAAGGAGAGAAGGCCUCUCCACUGCAGUCCACCCCAGCCAAACCAGCAGACACGGACGCCCGGCAUACUGAGUGUGCUUCCCAAGGUCUCUGCAGCUCUCUGGACACCACGUCGGACAUAGCUGUCACCAGUGCUCCACACUGUGCACAUGAAAGAGCUUCAAAUCCACUCUUCAGAAAUGGACGGGUGACGUCAAGGAAGAAACCCAUGCUAUUCUAUUUCAACAUCUUGAGAUGUGCCAACCCAUCUGUACUCAUCAACCUACAGUGCCCUACAACUCAGAUGUGUGUGUCACAGUGUCCUGACAGGUUUGCCACCUAUACUGAGAUGCAGCUGCAGAACAAAUUCAGCAAGAGUUACUGGGAAUACUACAGACAGUUCUGUAAGCCUGGAUUUAACAACCCUGACAAGCCAGUAUCUCAGGUUCUACGAGAUGAGGACUGCCCCUCCAUGAUUGUGCCUAGUAGACCAUUUUUCCAGAGAUGUCUCCCAGACUUCAUCAUUCUGAAUGGGACUGUGACUGUAGCUAACAGAACCAGCUUUAAGGAUGCUUUGGAAAUGGCACACAGUGUUACUGAACUCCAACAUGCUGCCAAGGGUAUAAAAGGACUACUGGACACUAAGGAGCUGGGCCUGAAGAUAGUGGAAGAUUAUGCCAAGUCAUGGGCAUGGAUACUCAUAGGUCUGCUGAUAUCAUUGGCUGUUUGUCUGGUCUUCAUUCUGCUGCUGAGGUUUACAGCUGGAUUGCUGUUGUGGACUACCAUCAUCACUGUCAUACUGCUGUUGGCAUACGGUAUGUGGUACUGCUUCAUGGAGCUGGCCCAGCUGAGACACACACCAGGCUCUGAAGUUGCCAUUGGAGAGGUUGGCCUGCAGACUGACCUGCAGGUCUAUCUACAGCUUACACAGACGUGGAUCAUAAUAUUGGUGUCUCUGGGAAUGGCAGAAGCUUCCAUCUUUUUGAUGUUGAUCUUCUUAAGGAAAAGAGUGCGAGUGGCAAUCGCCCUGCUCAGAGAGGCCAGCAAAGCAAUCGGACACAUCAUGUCCACACUGUUCUUUCCAGUCAUUACUUUUCUCUUGUUGGCUGUUUGCAUCUCCUACUGGGCGGUUACUGCUGUUCAUCUAGCAUCCUCAGGUGAAGCGAUCUACAAAGUGAUGUCUCCUGAUGUGAGCUGCCCCUAUGCCAACAGUACCUGCAACCCCAAGACUUUCAACAAAACCAACAUCUCCAAAUCAGCAUUAUGUCUGGAUUCUCAGUGUCUGUUUGCCUUCUAUGGUGGAGAGACAUCCUACCACCGCUACCUCUUCCUGCUGCAGCUGUUCAACCUACUGGUUUUCUUCUGGCUGGUCAACUUUAGCUUGGCUCUGGAGCAGUGCACCCUUGCUGGGACAUUUGCUAGCUACUACUGGGCCAGGAGGAAGCCUCAGGAUAUUCCACCAUGUCCACUCUUUUCAUCAUUCAGCAGGACUGUCAGGUAUCACACAGGGUCUUUGGCAUUUGGAGCUCUAAUUCUUUCAGUUGCCCAACUGGUCCAGAUCAUCCUGGAAUACCUGGAGCAGAAACUGAAAGGUGUUGACAACAGCCUGUCAAGGUUCAUAAUGCACUGCCUGAAAUGCUGUUUCUGGUGUUUGGAGAAAUUCUUACGCUACAUGAACCGUAAUGCUUAUAUCAUGGUGGCAAUCUAUGGCAAAAACUUUUGUACUUCAGCCAGAGAAGCCUUCUUCCUACUGAUGAGGAAUAUGGUCAGGGUUGCCAUUCUGGACAGUGUGACAGACUUUCUGUUGUUUCUGGGCAAAGUGCUGAUAGCAGGAGGAGUUGGUGUGGUUGUAUUCUUCUUCUUCAAUAGGAAGAUACCUGUUUUCCAGGAGGAAGUGCCUAAUCUCAACUACUACUGGGUUCCCCUGCUGACGGUGGUGAUAUGUGCCUACCUGAUUGCUCAUGGUUUCUUCAAUGUCUAUGCCAUGUGUGUUGACACACUCUUCCUCUGCUUCUGUGAUGACUUGGAGAGGCAUGAUGGGAGUUCAGAAAAACCCUUCCUCAUGUCCCCAGAGCUGCACAGAAUUUUGGGAAAAUCCAGUCAGUUGCAUUGAUAUCUAUCCACUGCAUCAGCAGCCAGUCUGGUCAGUCUUUAUCAAUCAUUUCUGCAGAAACAUCAGCAGGUUAAGUCCCUGAACACUGAACAAACAUGAGACUACAGAAGGACAAAGAUCUGUGCAACACUGUUACAGGGUCUGAUCUUUGUGGAGUCCCUUUUUUAUGCUGGUGUGAUGUUAGCCCUUGAACUUCAGGGGCUCAGGCUCAACUGCUAAACAUGUGUCCAAAAUGUCACCAAUAUUUAGUCCCUCCAAUGAGUAAGUGAGAAGAGCAUUGUUUCGUAUUGAGAUUCAGUGUAUGUAUUUGAAACUGCUUCCUCUGAACCUUUAAUUGUAUGUGUUGUGUGUUUUGAAUGAAUGUUCAAAAAACUUAUUUGCAUAAACUUCAGAGUGUGUGUAAAUCAUUGUAGAUGGAAGUGAGUGUGGCCUGAACAAAUGGAUUCACCUGAGACCAAAAAAGGACACAAACAUGUUGGUGUCUACACCUCACAGCCCAGUGCAGUGUGGAACUAGAGGUUCAGCCACAAGACCAAUGUGCUUGUUACAUAUUAAAACCUCACAUAUACUAUACAUAUGUAUACUAUCAAAUAUUAAUAUAUACUUUCAACAUAUUGUACCACAAUAGCCAGAAUUAUAACUAUAAUAUUAUUACUUUCAUUAAUGUUGUUGUAAACUACUGUCAUUACCGUCUGUCCUGCAUCUCUCUCUGUCUCUGUCUCUGUCUCUCUUUCUGUCUCAUUGUGUCAUUCGGAUUACUGAUAUUAUUAUGCUGAUCUGUUGUGUGCGACAUCUAUUGCACGUCUGUCCGUCCUGGAAGAGGGAUCCCUCCUCAGUUGCUCUUCCUGAGGUUUCUACCAUUUUUCCCCCCCGUUAAAGGUUUUUUUUGUUUGUUUUC